Molecule: messenger RNA, 681 nt
Organism: Acanthosepion pharaonis
Lineage: Eukaryota; Metazoa; Mollusca; Cephalopoda; Sepiida; Sepiidae
Source: the annotation of a GenBank genome assembly
AUGGUUGGUAGUCAAAGAUUAGCUGCAUUUUUCUUCUUCUUCUCCUCCUUCUUCUCUUCCUCUUUCUCCUCCUUCUUAUCCUCCUCCUCCUUCUUAUCCUCCUCUUCCUCGUCGUCCUCCUCCUUCUUCUUCUUCCCCCCUCCCCCUCCUCCCUCCUCCUCCUUCUUCUUCUUCUUCUUCUUCUUCUUCUUCUUCUUCUUCUUCUUCUUCUCGUGUUUUCUUGCAAUAUUAUUAACCAGAAACUACGACCCUCUAAGAGCAUCAUAUAUCUGUGGCGUAAUGCUCACUUUCUUGUUGAGUAUCUUCUUUCUCACUCUUUUCUUCGCUUCCUUUCUUUCUUUCUUUCUUUAUUUCUUUCUUCGCUUUCUUUCUUUCUUUCUUUCUUUCUACAAGACCUCUUUGAAUCCCUUCACCCCCUUCCUCUUUUCUAAAUACCAACACUUCUUCAACAAUUGUCGAUAUUCAUUUGCUUCUAUUCAAAGAGAUUCUUUCUUUUCAUUAUCCUCUGAUUCUUUCUUUCUUUCUUUCUUUCUUUCUUUUUUUCUUAAUUUGACUCACUUUUUCUUUCUUUCUUUCUUUCUUUCUUUGACUCUCUUUCUUUCUUUCUUUGGCCCCCAUUCUUUCUUUGGUUCAAAUUCUUCUUUCUUUCUUUCUUUCUUUCUUUCUUUCUUUCUUUCAUAA